AUGGAUAUCCUCAAAGUGUUGUCGCGAGGCAUCAAGCAGACCUCAAAGGGUCCCAAGGCUGCGAAUAAUGCGGUGACAAACCUACCGUCGGCCGGAAACCGAACAAAUCCCCAGCUUUUCCACGAUGAAGUCCCCUCUACGCGGGGACACAAGAGGAAGCGCGGCAAAGAAGAGGUCGAAGAGAAGGAAGAAGCGCAGUUGCCCGAAGUCGAUUUCUUUGCGCCUAAGCCGGAUCCUGGAAAAGAAGCAGAGAAGGCGAUAGAGGCCGCCGCGAAGGACAAGGAUACUACGCAAAAUCCUGCCGUCAAGCCAACUCUGCUCCCCGAAGACGAGUGCCGACAGAUCCUUCGUUCCCACCGAUUGAAGCUCACGCUCCUUUCCGAGCGUCACAAGAAUCCUUCCAAGGUUACAAAGAGCAAGAAGAAGAAGAAGGCUGCUGUCGAGGUGGAGAAAGAGACGAACCUGCUUCACCCGCAGCCUCUGACCUCAUUCCGCGAACUGCGGACGAACUAUAACAUCGCCCCCUUGCUGGCGGACAACCUGGCUCACCAGGGCUAUAAAGUGCCAACUGAGGUUCAGCUGGGCAGCCUUCCUCUUCUUCUGCAGCCCGAGCUUGCGCUCAAGGAAGUUCCUCACAAUGACGAGCUGGGCGACGUGUCGCGAGGAGUUGACUUCUUGGCCGUUGCGCCGACGGGCAGCGGUAAGACGAUUAGUUUUCUAAUCCCUGCCAUUAACUCCAUCAUGCAAAAGAGGGCUUCUGCCGGUGGAGAGCAAGAUGACCACGAGCUCUCUGCAAUCGUCAUUGCGCCGACAAGAGAGCUUGUUUUCCAGAUUGUCAACGAGGGACGUAAGCUUGCCCAGGGUUCUGGCAUCAAGGUUGUGGGCAUGAAGAAGGGCAUGCGGGUUCCUUCUGAGGAAGACGAGAGCUCCGAGAGCGAGGAUGACAAGUCUGAGAGUGAGAACUCUGAAGAUGACGAUGAGGACAGUGAGACUGAGCCUGCCAAAUCAAAGCACGUUACGAAGGCAGACAUUUUAGUUACUACACCGGCACUCCUCGUCAACUUCCUCACAUCUGGAUCAUCAAAGACUCAGCGCGUGCUCCCAACGGUCAAGUCACUCAUUCUUGACGAGGCCGACGUUCUACUUGACCCCAUUUUCCGCGAGCAGACCAUGGCCAUCUGGACCGCUUGCUCUAACCCCGACUUGAAAAUCACAUUCUGGUCUGCGACGUUCGGAUCCAAUAUUGAGACCUUGGUCAAGGAGAUUCAGGCAGAGAGAUCAUCAACUAAGCCCUUACUUCGCCUGGUUGUUGGACUGAAGGACACGGCUGUCCCCAACGUAACUCAUAAACUAGUCUACACCGCAACAGAGAAGGGAAAGUUGCUUGGUCUGCGACAGCUCCUUCACCCCACCGCAGGAGACGACUCGGGCCCUCCGUUGCGCCCCCCGUUCCUAGUCUUCACUCAGACCAUUGAGCGUGCGACCGCGUUAGCAGAGGAAUUGAAGUAUGACAUACCACUGGCAGCUGGCGGCCCGACCAGAAUCGCUGCCCUGCACAGUGGUCUGUCUGAUAAAGCUCGUGCAGGAAUCAUGCGCCGCUUCCGCGCUGGCGAGGUCUGGAUUCUGAUUACGACAGACGUGCUCGCCCGCGGUGUCGACUUUGCAGGUGUAAACGGCGUUGUAAAUUACGACGUUCCUGGCUCCAGCGCUGCCUACGUUCACCGUGCUGGACGUACCGGCCGAGCCGGUCGUGAAGGAGGUGUUGCUGUAACCUUUUACACAACUGACGAUAUCCCUUUUGUCAAGAGUGUUGCCAACGUCAUCGCCGCCAGUGAGAAGCAGGCUGGCAAGUCAGGCGACGAGGCCAACGUACAGAAGUGGCUCCUCGACGCCCUGCCAAACGUGAGCAAGGCAGAUAAGAAGAAGUUGAAGGAGAAGGGCGUUGAGGCAAGACGUAGCCACGGAGCGGCGAUGAUCUCUACCGAGAGUAAAUGGGAGAGACGGAGGGAAAACAACAAGAAGGGAGCUGCUGCAGCGAGCAAGCAGAGGAAGAAGCAAGAAAAGUCCUCCAGGGCGGACGAUAACAAUGAUGUUGGUGAAUGGGGAGGCAUUGACGACUAA
Molecule: messenger RNA, 2121 nt
Organism: Colletotrichum truncatum
Lineage: Eukaryota; Fungi; Ascomycota; Sordariomycetes; Glomerellales; Glomerellaceae
Product: ATP-dependent RNA helicase rok1
Biological process (GO): maturation of SSU-rRNA
Molecular function (GO): nucleic acid binding; ATP binding; RNA helicase activity
Source: RefSeq, a predicted model, not a curated record